AUGAGUUUUACGAUUCAACAUUUUGAUUAAAAAAAUUAUGGAAUAAUAAAUUGCUAAAAUUAAAUAAGUUAUUAAGUUAUUUGUAUAUUUGGCAUUCAUUCUUCAAAUGCGGAACUCAUUGUUAUAUAGCUCUUGAAAUUACAAAUUAAAUUGAUAUAUCAAAAAAAUAUGAUAAGAUGUAUGAUAUUUAUGCCAAAGCAUAAUCUUGAUUAUAUUGUAAAUAAGCAUUAAUAUCAUAAGUCUAACUGGGAAAGACCACUUUCCUGGGGUCAAAAUCAAUUUAUUCUUGAUACUGAAUAAUCAAUAAAAAUUGAUCUAACUCUUUUAUAAAUAAAAAAAAAUGACCAAAGUGUCAUUUAGUUAAAUCAAAAAAUGCCUGGAAAAAGAUCCUAAAAAAAGAGUUUAUACUAGUACUUGGUUAAAAGGAGAAGUUAUUUAAAGUUCCCUCUAAAAAAGGAAUAGGAAUUUAAAUUUAGUAAACCACUGUCUAAAAAAUAAUUUUCUCCUUUGCUUGAAAAAAUUUUAGACUAUAUAAUUUUAAAUUAUCUAAACAAUCGCACAAAUAAUAAGUUGAAAAGGGAUAGUUAGUUACUUAAGAUUUCACAUUUAGAAGAUCGAAAUAGAAUUAGAAUGUUGAUUUAACUGGAAGUUCAAUAGAAAAAAAAAUAAAACAAAAUUUAUAAAGCAGAUAAUGAUAUAGGAGCAAAAAGAGAAAUGAAUUUAUAUCAAUAUUGA
Paramecium primaurelia is the source of this 735-nucleotide messenger RNA. Lineage: Eukaryota; Ciliophora; Oligohymenophorea; Peniculida; Parameciidae. The record is from the annotation of a GenBank genome assembly.